GGCUGCCCGCACGUGGAGCCGAGGGGACUCAAGAGCGCCGCGGCCGCCGCUCACUCCCCCCGUGACGGGCGUCCCGGCGGCACAGGGCAGCGCCGCGGGGGCGUCCGCGCCGCCGCAGCCCGCCACGGCCCCACGGCCCCGCCGCCGCCAUGAGCGGCCCCUACCCGGAGGAGAGCUGCGCUGAGCGCCCCGAGUGCAAAAGUAAAUCGCCAACUUUGCUGUCCUCUUACUGCAUCGACAGCAUCCUGGGCCGGCGCAGCCCCUGCAAGGUGCGGCUGCUCGGCGCCGCGCCCAGCCUGCCCGCCAUCGCCGCCCGCCCCGACACCGACAAGGCCGCGCAAGGGUCGCCCAAGGGCAGCUCCCCCUUCGAGCCGGCCGAGCUGCACCUUCCCCCGAAACUGCGCCGGCUUUACGGGCCGGGCGGGGGCCGGCUGCUGCCGCCGGGGGCGACGGGGCCGCGGGGGGACCGCCCGGAGGGGGGCGCCGGCCCCGUGCCCACGGCCGCCCCGUGGGACACGCUGAAGAUCAGCCAGGCGCCCCAGGUCAGCAUCAGCCGCAGCAAGAGCUACCGCGAAAACGCGCCCUUCGUGGCACCGCCGCCUGCCCGGGACGAGCUGGGCAGCCCCGCCGCGCAUGUCGAGGAGCGGCCGGGCCCCGCCGCGCCGACCGCCGAGGAGGAGGAGGAGGAGGAGGACGAAGAGAUGCUGGAGGAGGAGGACGAGGAGGAAGAGGAGCUGGAGGACGACGAGGAGGAGGAGCUGCUGGGCGAGGACGGCGGGGGGCUGCUGAAGGAGGCCCACCGGGGCGCCGCCGCGGCACCCGGGGCGGAGGGCGGGGAUCUGUCCCCCAAGGAGGAGCUGCUGCUGCACCCCGAGGACGGCGAGGGCAAGGACGGCGAGGAAAGCGUCUGCCUCUCGGCCGGCAGCGAUUCCGAGGAGGGGCUGCUCAAGAGGAAGCAGCGCCGCUACCGCACCACCUUCACCAGCUACCAGCUGGAGGAGCUGGAGAGGGCCUUCCAGAAAACCCACUACCCCGACGUCUUCACCAGGGAGGAGCUGGCCAUGAGGCUCGAUCUGACCGAAGCCCGAGUGCAGGUAUGGUUCCAGAACCGUAGGGCUAAGUGGCGGAAGAGGGAAAAGGCUGGGGCUCAGACACACCCCCCAGGUUUGCCUUUCCCUGGUCCCCUGUCAGCAACUCACCCCCUCAGUCCAUACCUUGAUGCUAGUCCUUUCCCUCCUCAUCACCCAGCUCUAGACUCCGCCUGGACCGCCGCCGCCGCCGCCGCCGCGGCCGCCGCCUUCCCCAGCCUGCCGCCGCCGCCCCCCGGCUCCGCGGCGCUGCCCCCCGCCGGGACCCCGCUCGGCCUCGGCACCUUCCUGGGCGCCGCCGUGUUCCGCCACCCCGCCUUCAUCAGCCCCGCCUUCGGCAGGCUGUUUUCCACCGUGGCCCCCCUGGGCAGCGCCUCCAGCGCCGCGGCCCUGCUGCGGCAGCCGGCGCCGGCCGCCGAGGGCGCGGUGGGGCCGGCGGGGCUGGGGGAGGCGGCCAGCGCUGCCGCGGACCGGCGGGCCUCCAGCAUCGCCGCCCUGCGGCUGAAGGCCAAGGAGCACGCCGCCCAGCUCACCCAGCUCAACAUCCUCCCCGGGAGCAGCACGGGGAAAGAGGUGUGCUAAGGCACGGGUGCGCCGCCCCCGGGCUUCGGGCUGGGUCGGUGGGGUUUGGUUUUUUUUUUUUUUUUGGGGGGGGGAGUUGUGUUUUUUGGGUUUGUUUUUUUUUUUUUUGUAGAGGGGAGUGGGAGAGGAAGGAGGGGAGUGAAUACGCCAAUAAAGAAAGGUCACCUUCCGACAGCACGAAUCAAGACCAAACGGGGAGGGCGGGGGAGGGGAAAUAAGGAUGAUUAAAAAAGAAAAAAAAAUAAAAAUUUAAAAAAAAAAAAAAAAAAAAAAAAAGGAGGACCAGCAGCUGAGACUGGGGUAGGUUCUCCAGUUAGGACAGUGAGCGCCUUGUGCAGUGUGCAGCAGCCCUCACACGAGUGAGCCGACACUUGCAAGCGCCUGAAUAAGUAACUCCUGGGCUGGUACAUUUCUUAAACGUACAACGUGUUCAUUUCCUCUCCGAACAUUAAGGGGAAAAAAAAAAAAAAAGGCAAAAAAAAAAAAGCAAAAAAAAAAAAAGCCCUAAUAAAAGUUGUUAUAUAUUAGCGUUACGUACACUAAAUAUUUUUCCUUCUGUUUAUCUGGCAAGAAAAAAAAUAAGAAACAACUAGAAUUGUAAUUAAGAAAGAAAAAAAAAUAAAAAAAAAAAAAAAAAGAAAAAGGGAGGGGGAAAAGCUACCCACAUCUUCUUAAAAUAACAUCUUAGGAUGUUAACUUGGUCUGUUAGGAGCACUGGAGAACUGUUUUCCACGCCGAUGCAGCGAGCUGCAUGCGCUAACCAAGGAUGCUGCCAGUGCAGACUGAACGUCAAUUUGAUGCUGUAAGAUAACCAGUGCACUUAAGGGAAAGGGUAUAUCUUUUUCUUGUUAUAUUCUUUAUCACUACACCAACCAAGGUUUUUAUAUCAAACCAAAGGGAAAUACACUGCUAGAAUAUGGACUGUUUAAGUCACUAAACUGUGAUUAUUGAUUCUGUACAUACCAUUGUUAUAAAAAAGAACAGAGCUUUGUAUAUUUGAAAUGUUAUAAAACAAUUGCACUCAGUGUAGUGUUGUAAAAGUUUGUCAUUCUGUAGAUUCUUACUGUGUUGUAGAUAUAAUAGGGUUCCUAGACAAAUAUUUAUGUACAAACCCUUUAUUUAACUUAUUAACUGUAGAGGUUUCUGAAACCCUCAAGAGGCGAUGGUACAGUA
Tyto alba (common barn owl) is the source of this 2843-nucleotide messenger RNA. It is a transcript of the gene ARX, whose product is annotated as aristaless related homeobox. The coding region runs from base 150 to 1670 and encodes 506 amino acids. The transcript has 5 exons. Gene Ontology annotation, molecular function: DNA-binding transcription factor activity, RNA polymerase II-specific; RNA polymerase II transcription regulatory region sequence-specific DNA binding. The record is from RefSeq and is a predicted model, not a curated record. Gene Ontology annotation, biological process: regulation of transcription by RNA polymerase II. NCBI's taxonomy places the organism in Eukaryota, Metazoa, Chordata, Aves, Strigiformes, Tytonidae.